GAGGCUGAGAGGAGUAGGGCAGGCGCCGCGCUGGCAGGACGGGCUGAGAGCUGACAGAGUCCGACGCCUGGUGCUCCCGACUUUCUUCUUGCUAUGAAACCUACAUAGUGGAACAUGAUGAUAUGUCUCCUGAAGGGUAUGUGAUGAGGAGAAGAGUUUGGCUUUGGAGUUCUUGGAGCCAGAGGUAUUACCGAGAACUCAGAGCCCAGCCCUGACCACUGCAGAGUCCACAACACAAUGAACAAAUUGAACUUCCAUAACAACAGAGUCAUGCAAGACCGCCGGAGUGUGUGUAUUUUCCUUCCCAAUGAUGAAUCUCUGAACAUCAUCAUAAAUGUUAAAAUUCUGUGUCACCAAUUGCUCAUCCAGGUGUGUGACCUACUCAGGCUGAAGGACUGUCACCUCUUUGGACUCAGUGUUAUACAAAAUAAUGAACAUGUAUACAUGGAGUUGUCACAAAAGCUUUAUAAGUAUUGUCCAAAAGAGUGGAAGAAAGAGGCCAGCAAGGGUAUUGACCAAUUUGGACCUCCUAUGAUCAUCCACUUCCGCGUGCAGUACUAUGUGGAAAAUGGCAGAUUGAUCAGUGACAGAGCAGCAAGAUACUAUUAUUACUGGCACCUGAGAAAACAAGUUCUCCAUUCUCAGUGUGUGCUCCGAGAGGAGGCCUAUUUCCUGCUGGCAGCCUUUGCCCUGCAGGCUGAUCUUGGGAACUUCAAAAGAAAUAAGCACUAUGGAAAAUACUUUGAACCAGAGGCUUACUUCCCAUCGUGGGUUGUUUCCAAGAGAGGGAAGGACUACAUCCUAAAGCACACUCCAAACAUGCACAAAGAUCAGUUUGCACUGACAGCUUCCGAGGCUCAACUUAAAUAUAUCAGAGAGGCCGUUCGACUGGAUGGUGUCGCUGUUCACUACUACAGAUUGUAUAAGGACAAAAGGGAAAUUGAAGCUUCUCUGACCCUUGGAUUGACCAUGAGGGGAAUACAGAUUUUUCAGAAUUUAGAUGAGGAGAAACAGUUACUUUAUGAUUUCCCCUGGACAAAUGUUGGAAAGUUGGUGUUCGUGGGCAAAAAAUUUGAGAUUUCGCCAGAUGGCUUGCCCUCAGCCAGGAAGCUCAUAUACUACACGGGGUGCCCCACACGCUCCAGACACUUCCUGCAACUCCUGAGCAACAGCCACCGCCUCUACAUGAAUCUGCAGCCUGUCCUGCGCCACAUCCAGAAGCUGGAGGAAAACGAAGAGAAGAAACAGUACCGGGAGUCUUACAUUAGCAGCAACCUGGACCUCGACAUGGACCAGCUGGAAAAGCGGUCUCGGGCCAGUGGGAGCAGCGCAGGGAGCAUAAAACACAAACGCCUGUCUCGUCACUCCACCACCAGCCACAGCAGUUCCCACCCCUCAGGCAUUGAGGCAGACACGAAGCCCCGGGACGCAGGGCCGGAGGACAGCUACUCUGGCAGUGCCAUCCACCGCAAGCUGAAAACCUGCAGCUCAAUGACCAGCCACGGCAGCUCCCACACUUCGGGGGUGCAGAGCAGCGGCAAGGACCGACUAGAAGAGGAUUCACAAGAUGACGAAAUAGAGAUGUUGGUCGAUGACCCCAGGGACCUGGAGCAGAUGAAUGAAGACUCUCUGGAAGUUAGCCCGGACAUGUGCAUCUAUAUCACAGAGGACAUGCUCAUGUCACGGAAGCUAAAUGGACACUCAGGGUUGAUUGUGAAAGAUAUUGGUUCUUCCACCUCCAGCUCCUCAGAAACGGUUGUCAAACUUCGUGGCCAGAGUACUGAUUCUCUUCCACAGAGCACAUUAAAGGAAACCCAAAGGUCCAGUGUGAUAGAAUUCUGAGCAAAACAGCCCUCAUGGUGUUGAUGGUAAGAACUGAGGCUGAGCACUGCCAUGUGCCGGACCCUGCUCCUCAUAUGUUGGAAAUUCAUUUAUUAAAACAUCUAACCCUCAUACUCCCAAAGGCAAGUACUGUUAUUAUCUCAAGUUAGAGAUGAAGGAAACAAGGUUCUACCAGGAUAAG
This is a messenger RNA of Manis pentadactyla (Chinese pangolin), 2023 nucleotides long. RefSeq names its product FERM domain-containing protein 6-like. NCBI's taxonomy places the organism in Eukaryota, Metazoa, Chordata, Mammalia, Pholidota, Manidae. Gene Ontology annotation, cellular component: cytoplasmic side of apical plasma membrane; cytoskeleton. Gene Ontology annotation, biological process: positive regulation of hippo signaling. The record is from RefSeq and is a predicted model, not a curated record. The coding region runs from base 238 to 1842 and encodes 534 amino acids. The transcript has a single exon.